AUGGCGAACGCAGAGGUGGAGGCGGUGGACUUUGAGCCCGAGGAUGACGAUCUCAUGGACGAGGACGGUGCGGUGGACGUCGAUGCUUCGCCUAAGGCUCCUAUCCCAAAGCUCAAGUCCGCUAUCACCGGCGGUUCUUCUUCCGCCCCUAAAAAAAUCAAAGGCCGAGGAUUCCGCGAAGCUGCUGCUGAUUCCGACCGCAACGCCCGCAUGUCCGGCCGAUUCGAUUCUCUCUACUCGGAUGGAGGGCCUGGCCCCGAACGAUGUCGUCAGGCAGUGGUCCGCAGAGUCGCAAGCACUUCCUCCGGAAAAGAGAGAUUCUGGGGAGAGGACAGAGAUAGAGAGAGAGAAAUAAUGGCGAACGCAGAGGUGGAGGCGGUGGACUUUGAGCCCGAGGAUGACGAUCUCAUGGACGAGGACGGUGCGGUGGACGUCGAUGCUUCGCCUAAGGCUCCUAUCCCAAAGCUCAAGUCCGCUAUCACCGGCGGUUCUUCUUCCGCCCCUAAAAAAAUCAAAGGCCGAGGAUUCCGCGAAGCUGCUGCUGAUUCCGACCGCAACGCCCGCAUGUCCGGCCGAUUCGAUUCUCUCUACUCGGAUGGAGGGCCUGGCCCCGAACGAUGUCGGUCAAUAAUAGAUAGCAUAAUUAUAGGAAUUAAUGAGGCUCCUUUGAACCUUAUAAGGGGAGCUGUAGAAGGGAACACAAUUCUUCUCUGUGCACCAAUGGUCAUGGUGGAUGGAAAUAGGGGUCAAGAAGCUAAGCGCUUGGAAGAUACUGUCUGUCAACUGAAGGAUAGUUCUGACAAGCAAGCUACUGCUCUCGACAAACAAGUUGCGGCAAUAACUGGUUUGGCCAACCUUGUGGUUGCUAUGAAUCUCAAAUAUGAUCAGCUUCAUGGUCAUUUAUCAAGGAGGACUGAACGCACUUAUCAGUCAAGCUCUGUGCUGCCAAGGUUCGAGGCUGUUUUGACCAAAUAUGCUAGGUAG
Ilex paraguariensis (yerba mate) is the source of this 984-nucleotide messenger RNA. The record is from the annotation of a GenBank genome assembly. NCBI's taxonomy places the organism in Eukaryota, Viridiplantae, Streptophyta, Magnoliopsida, Aquifoliales, Aquifoliaceae.